AAGAGAGAGCGGUAGUGUGUGGAGUGAAUUUGUUCUACUCUCCCAAAGAUAUUUAGAAGAAUAAAAACUCUUUCAUAUGGAUUAAUGAAGACUUACUGGAUAUAGCAGAAACCUUGUUGGAUUUUCUUACUCAACGCUAUGGUGGCUUACGAUGAACUGGGUAGCUUGGUGCCUAUCAAACGGACUCUACAAGCUAUAGACUGUCAGAACCGAGGCAACAAAGACUCAGAGGAACCCAGCAACAAGCGUGUCCGUCCUCUCGGCAGGGUGACCUCGCUGGCUAACUUCAUCUCCCCCGUGAGGAAUGGGGCCGUCCGGCGCUUCGGCCAGACCAUCCAGUCCAUGUCCUUCCGGGGCGAUGGCAAUGGUGGCAAGACGCCRGGCGUGCCCCAGAAGCCAUGCAGUAAGGCGGCGGCGCCCACGCCGCCCAAGAGACGCAACAGCACGCUGUGGUCGGAGACAUUAGACGUCCACCAGAAGGGCACCUUCUCCACCAAGGAGAUCAAGAGACAGGAGGCCAUAUUUGAGUUGACUCGCGGAGAACAGGACCUGAUUGAGGACCUCCAGCUCGCACGCAAGGCGUACCACGACCCCAUGCUGAAGCUGAGUAUCAUGUCGGAGGAGGAGCUGACCCAUAUCUUCGGGGACCUGGAUGCCUACAUCCCCCUCCACGAGGACCUGCUGGCCCAGCUGGCCAGAGCCACCGGCCCCGAUGGCACCGUGGGACAGAUAGGACAAAUUGUUGUCAGCUGGUUGCCAGGGCUGAAUGCAUACCGAGACUACUGCAGUAACCAGGUGGCGGCCAAGGCCCUGUUGGACCAGAAGAAACAGGACCGGAGGGUGCAGGACUUCCUGCAGCGCUGCCUGGAGUCUCCCUUCAGCAGGAAGCUGGACCUGUGGAGCUUCCUGGACAUCCCCCGCUCCCGCCUGUUCAAAUACCCCCUCCUGCUCAAAGAGAUCCUCAAACACACGACGCCCGAGCACCCUGACACUCCCCACCUGGAGCUAGCGAUCACCAUCAUCCAGGGUGUGUUGUCUGACAUCAACAUGAAGAAGGGGGAGUCAGAGAGCCAGUACUACAUAGACAAGCUGGAGUAUCUGGACGACAGGCAAAGAGACCCGCGCAUCGACCAGUGCAAGAGUCUGUUGUGUCACGGCGAGCUACGCAACAAGAGCGGAACAAAGCUGCAUGUGUUCCUGUUCACAGAGCUGUUGGUGAUGACCCGGCCUGUGACGCGGAACGAGCACCACUGUUUCCAGGUGUACCGGCAGCCAAUCCCGGUGCAGGACCUGGUGCUGGAGGACCUGCAGGAUGGAGACGUCAAAAUGGGUGGCUCCUUCAGAGGAGCAUUCAGUAACUCAGACAAAGCCAAGAACAUCUUCCGUGUGCGUUUCCAUGACCCGUCUCGGGGCCAGUCCCACACGCUGCAGGUCAACGACGUCUUCCACAAGCAGCAGUGGCUCAACUGCCUGCGCAGCGCCAUCUCCGUCCACCACCCCGCCGACGCCGCCGUCACCACGCCCGCUUCCUCCCCGGCAGCCGACGCCCACUCCAAGCGGCUCUCCUCCAAAAUCUCCUCCGUCAUCCACACGGAAGAGGCCGACGAGAACUGCCCUUUGACGCCUGCAGGUGCAACGUCCGCCUCCAGUUCGCUAUGCGGGGACGAGACCCCCAGUCCCACCUCAACAUCUCCCUCCUCCCGCUCCUCAUCCUCCUCUUCAUCACCACUAUCCUCCCCGUCGCCCAAACACAAAACCAAAAAGGACAAGCGCUCCCUCUGUGCUUUAGGGAAGAGGAAGGAGACCAUGGUGUAAUUAGAGGGGAGAAAAAGGACUCCUGGGCGAGCGGACAAUAUGUUUGUACAUAAGGAGGAGGGGGGGUUCUGGGUGUUCCCUCCCCGUGGGACUUUUAUUUAUGCAUCUGUGUGUUUAUUACAACAGUGUUUUGUGUUACUGUCCYCAUUGGCAGCUAUUUACAUUACCCUUCCAUCCCUCCACUGUUUGGUUCUGUCCACAAAGGGGCUAAGUGCAUACCAUUCAGUAUUCUGGAGAGGCCUGCUUGGCUUUCAGUAAUUAGAUAGAAGUCGUGCAUAUAGUCCUGUUUACUAUUUGAUUUUUUAAAUUGAAGUUUUACUAUUUUUUUUUCAAUCUGAACUUACUGUAGCUCUAUGUUUAAAACGACACUGUUUCUAGCUUUUUGCUGUUGUUAUUUAACACUUUUUGGGGAGGUGGAUAGAAGGGAAGAGUUCCCACAAUAGAUGAGAUGUAUACGAAACUGAAAACUAUACAUUUUGAUAAGUCUGAUUCGUAGGUGUACUGGAGGACGGGUCUUAUUUUUGUACAUUCCUAAUAACAGAUAUUUUUUUAUGGUCCGGACACCUUUUUGCAUCACCUGCAGUUGAAGGCAUUAACUUUAAUCAAAUCGCAUUUUAAUGGGAAAAAACAUUCAUUGCUACAGAAUGUAGUAAUUUUAUGUCAAAACACAUAUCAAAUGAGAUUUUGUUUUACUACAAUGUAAAAACAAUUUAAACUGAGCCAUGUUGGUUUAAAAAGCUGACUCUUCCAAAUGAAAAUUGAUCACUUUUCAAUGUAGCAAUCUUGCAUGGAGCUUUAGUUGUUGACACUGCCACUACGCAGCCACAGUACUGGCAGGAGAAUAUACAUGCUUGUCUGAUGGGUUGGGAUCUACUAAGGAGAUGACGUAUAGCUGAAAGAAACCACAAAGAUGGAUUGAGAAAAGCAAAAGAGUAUGUUAGAAGAAGACUUAAGAGAUGUGGAAAAAAGAGGGAAAUGUUGAAUGUGUUUGAACUGAGAAGUUGGGGUUUUUGUUUUCAAGGUGUGUGUAGCCACUAGCCACGCAAUGAUGGAGCUGUGAUGUGGUGCCUUGUCCAAAAAUGGAGGUUUGAGGCACUGGUCAAAAGCCAGUGAGAAAAAUGAAAAGAAAGACUAUGUAUGUUAUAGGGAGAAAACUGAUGAAGGUGUUAUGAAAGUGUUGAAGAAGGAAAAUGAAUGAGGUUUGAAAAGGGGAUGGAAAAGAACUGUACUGAAAAGUAAAGGGCUGUGAUAUGACUGCCAUGGCCUGUAUGUGGUGUUAAAAAAACAACACAAAAAUCUAUAAUAAAGAUCUGUGAAAGAGUUGCAUCUGA
This is a messenger RNA of Salvelinus sp. IW2-2015, 3146 nucleotides long. Its product is annotated as neuroepithelial cell-transforming gene 1 protein. Gene Ontology annotation, molecular function: guanyl-nucleotide exchange factor activity. The record is from RefSeq and is a predicted model, not a curated record. Gene Ontology annotation, biological process: intracellular signal transduction; positive regulation of Rho protein signal transduction. Lineage: Eukaryota; Metazoa; Chordata; Actinopteri; Salmoniformes; Salmonidae.